AUCCUUCCCCCAGUGUAGCGGCUCACACAAGAGGGAGGAUUGCAUUUUGCAGCUAGCCUGUACCCAGCUCGAAUAGGAUUUACGAGAAAAAACUUUUUUCUUGCACAGAAUUACAAAAACAGAAUGCAUAUGUGUGUGACCGAAUAAAACUCUUGUAGAAAAUGUGAAAGGAAAGCGGGUGUUGAUCGGUCGAUAUUUAUAAUGAGGAGCGGUUCAAGUUUAUCCAACUUGUGAAAAGCACCGCCGCUCAACUCUCGUAAGGAUCGCCGGCUCACCCAAACCGCACCUUGCAGGCUGCCGACUGGUCGCGAUGGCUAGAACGAAGAUCUGCGUUUUUGUUUGCAUUGCUUUCUUUUGGAGUUCUGUCUUGGCCAGCGGGACACCGCCUGCUUACGAGAAUGUGCACCGGGAGGAAGCCGAGCAGGAAGCCCCCGAAACACUAGAAGACGAACUUGACAACCAGGAAAACAUUUUAUCCCAGCUCUUAGGUGACUAUGACAAAGUCAAAGCCAUUUCUGAAGGCAGUGGCUGCCAGUGCAAAUGUGUUGUCAGACCUCUAAGCAGGAAUGCUUGUAAGAGGGUCGAAGAAGGCACAGCAAAAACGGAAGACUUUUACACAGUGGAAACGUUGACAUCCGGACUUCCUGGGUGCAAGUGUGCCUGUGUUGCCCCUCCUUCUGCAGUGAAUCCCUGCGAGGGUGAUUACAGACUGAGGAGGCUCCAAGAAUCAGAGAGAAACGGCAUCAAGCUGUCAACAAUAAUGGAAUUGCUUGAAGGUGCAUUUUAUGGUCUGGAUCUCCUAAAGAUGCAUUCGGUGACAACAAAACUUCUAGACCGUAUGGAGAAACUGGAGAGGGUUGUUUCCGACAACCACAAGACAGCGAGUGUAAAGAUGAACAUUACUACAACUCACACACCUGAAAAGGAAAGCACGCCACCAGUGGAGGCUGAGAAACAGGCAGUGAAUUUUAGCUCCAUCUUACAGGGAGAUGCUGCUGCUGCUGUGUAUGCCCAGUCUGAGAAAUAUGAAGAAAAAUUUGUCGGGGACCUGGGUUUCUCGGAGGGGCCGUUAAGUGUGAGUCCUGAAACUCCAACAGAGUCGGUGGGCAAUGUUGAGUCACUGCAAACAAACACCAGGAUGAAAGUGGUCUCUCGCCCAACAAUCAUCCGUGGAAUAACCUACUACAAAUCCAAUACCAUCGAAGAGGACAAUGAAAUCGAUGAACAGCAAGAAGAAUUUUCAAGUGGUGAUGCAACUGUAGAUCUGCUGAUUGAAGACCAGCUCAUUAAGCACAAAGGAUGGCGGCAACAGACUUUCAGGAAACCAAAACCAGUAGUCAGACCCCCCAUCCCUAAAACUGAACAGGUGGACUUAAAUGACCAUUUACGUGUAGUUGACAAUCUAGCUACUGCUGCAACUACUGAAGCAUCAAGCAAGACGCCUAGCAAUGUUCCUGAUCUUACAUCAAAUUACAGAACAGCAGCUGCUCCAGCUGUCACUGAUGCUUCAAACAAAUCAUCUACUGCAGCUUCUAUGGCAGUCACAAACACAGCUGCCACCAACAAUCCAUCAAGCGCAACAAUGUCUUCAGCCAUAUUGGCUGCAUUUACAACUGGUAAAAAUAUUACAAGUUCUCCAUCUACAGCUUCUGCCCCAGCCUCCACAAAAGAGUCCAGAGAAACUGCAGCACAACCAACAGAUCAAACAACUAAUGCGUCCAGCACCACCCCUAGUACUACCACCACUACUACUACUACUACCGCUGCUACUACUACUACUACUGCUGCUACUGCGACUGCAACUACUAGUACUACGACUACUUCUGCUACUAUGACUACUAUUACAGCUUCUAGCACAAAAUUAACAACCAUUCGUUCUCCAAAGACCUCGUGGACAACUGCCAUUACAUCCACACCUUCUGUCCCUAAAACAACCCGACCUUCAGUGCAUGUGAAGCCCAGGCAGCGCUAUAAGAUCUCUUGGGAUGAAGAGAUUCAGGAUACCAUGGGCGACGAGGCUCAAAAGAAUCUUGGUGUUUGCAAGGAUACAUUGUCUACAAUAUCUGGUCCAGUGACACAAAAUACCUAUGGAAGGAGUGAAGGGGCCUGGAUGAAGGAUCCAAUGGCCAAAGAUGACAAGAUUUAUGUCACUAAUUAUUACUAUGGAAACACACUUAUAGAAUUCCGGAAUAUGGAAAACUUCAAACAAGGUCGAUGGACAAAUUCUUACAAACUCCCUUACAACUGGAUUGGAACUGGACAUGUCGUGUAUGAUGGAGCUUUUUAUUACAACCGAGCAUUUUCACGCAACAUCAUCAAGUUUGAUUUAAAACACCGAUUUGUCGCAGCCUGGGCAAUGCUGCACGAUGUGGUAUUUGAAGAGAGCACACCCUGGAAGUGGAGGGGUCAUUCAGACAUUGACUUUGCAGUAGAUGAAAAUGGCCUAUGGGUGAUUUACCCAGCUAUCGAUGACGAGGGGAUUCAACAAGAGGUGAUUGUAUUGAGCAAACUGAACGCGGCAGACCUGACCAUUCAGAAGGAGACCACAUGGAGGACCGGCUUACGAAAGAACUUUUAUGGAAACUGCUUUAUAGUGUGUGGCGUUCUGUAUGCGGUGGACAGCUACAACCAAAUGAACGCCAACAUUUCUUAUGCAUUUGACACACACACAAACACUCAAAUCAUACCAAGAUUGCCUUUUACUAAUAAUUAUUCCUAUACCACUCAAAUUGAUUAUAAUCCCAAGGAAAGGGUACUUUACGCUUGGGACAAUGGGCAUCAAGUCACGUAUAAUGUAAUUUUUGCCUAUUGAAAGGGGUUUGAGAAUAUUCAGAAAUGAUCAUAGCACUUUUGUGUAUAAAGAAAAGAAUAAAUAAUUUUAUAUUCCCAUGAGGACUGUAGAUCAGUCCGACGGGCCUAUAUCUUUCCUUGCCUAUACCGUCACUUCCGACCAGCAUCUCUUAUUAUGAUGAGGUAGCAGCGUGUGUUAUUUUCAGAAGUAUUAUUUAAAGUACAAGUUAUGAUCAAAGUAUUUGAUAAGAGAAGCUAGAGAUAACCGUUUUCUGAAAUAACCCCAAGGAUGCAGAAGUAUAUUCAGUUUGUGCCCACAGGGACUUCUCAUGCAUUCUGCGGUUUCAUAAAGCACCAAGUACAAGAACAUGAAUGAUCUCAGGUCAAGUGCUGGGCAGGAAUCCCUACAAAGUCUACAGCAAUAAUCUGAGCAGCAGACUGGACAUUUUUAUGUGUUACACUUAAACACCAAAUGCAAAACUGGUACUGUAUGUUUUUGUUUUUAGUCAUCUGUACUAAAAUCUAAACAAUAUGAUUAAGCAUAUCAUUUCAAAAGACAUUGCAUAUUAUGCUGUUAUGGAAUUUUCAGAAAUAACCACUUAAAGAAAAUACUGGACCGUUCACAAGGAAAAAACUCCAAUUCUUACCUGGACAGUGCUUUCAAUAUCUUCCAUUAUGUUUUCAGUGGACAGAGCUCAAGUCUUAAGCCAGUGUCACAUUAUGCGACUUUCAGCUGUGGGGAUUUUAGACUUGUUGACUGCAGUUGCUGAUCUCAUCAUUGGACCAUGUCAGUUUAAACAACUUGAAAAUCACUAGCCAUGCCAAAUUUACUAACAGAGUGCCAUUUUUUUUCCAGCACAACUGUGCUCGGCCCUUUUUCUGAGAGCCAAUAGUGUGCUGUCUGACAAAACCAGGGCUGUGCGAAGGGUUAACAGAGAUGGCAAGUUCAGCCAAAAUCUUGGCCUUUUUUUUCUUUUUUCCAUUCUGUUAUGCAAAACACGAGAUAACAGACAGAUGAGCAUCUCUUCUGUUACAGUCCAAAACUCCACUGUUGCUUAUCCUCGCCACUGCAUUCUGUGCAUUGUAAUUCUGGGUGCGUGCUCAUUGGUUGUCAGCUCUCAUACACAAGCCCAACCUACAACUACAGACAAAAUCAGACUAGUUGGAUGGAGUUGCCGAGUUGUCAGACUAAACGACAGGUUUUCACACCACCAGCUUACUCCGACUCGCUAAAAUUAAGUAAAAUGACUGAAAACCGCUGGAAAAGUUGCGUAAUGUGACACGGUCUUUACAUGACCAAUGUAGCCGGACAUUCACUUGAACUUCAUUCCAAAGGCCCUUUUCUCUCCUGCCAUUAUUUUUUUUUCUACUAAUCCCAAAUGCAGCAUCAUGGCUUUUCAUGCCAUUCACUAACAUUAUGUCUAUAUACAACAAUAUAACGAUUAAAUUCUUUCAUGUUUAUUGAACUAAUUACUGAACAGUAAUUCAGAAGGGUGAUGCAUGGGCCUUCAUGUUACACUUUCCUUAAGAUGUACUUUAUGUCACUAACGCACCAAAUUCUAAAUACAGCCAAAGCUCAA
This is a messenger RNA of Polypterus senegalus (gray bichir), 4370 nucleotides long. Its product is annotated as olfactomedin-like protein 2B. The coding region runs from base 311 to 2812 and encodes 833 amino acids. Gene Ontology annotation, biological process: signal transduction. The transcript has 8 exons. NCBI's taxonomy places the organism in Eukaryota, Metazoa, Chordata, Cladistia, Polypteriformes, Polypteridae. The record is from RefSeq and is a predicted model, not a curated record.